Miscanthus lutarioriparius is the source of this 303-nucleotide messenger RNA. The record is from the annotation of a GenBank genome assembly. Lineage: Eukaryota; Viridiplantae; Streptophyta; Magnoliopsida; Poales; Poaceae.
AUGACCGACGACAGGACGAAGCAGAAAGCCAUGGAGGCCGUCGCCGACAUCUACGGCAUCGACUCGAUCGCGGCGGACGUGAAGGAGAACAAGAUGACGGUGAUCGGCGACAUGGACACGGUGGCCAUCGCCAAGAAGCUGAAGAAGCUCGGCAAGGUCGACAUCGUCUCGGUGGGCCCCGCCAAGGAGGAGAAGAAGCCCGAGAAGAAACCCGAGGAGAAGAAACCGGAGGCGGCGGCGGCAAAGAAGGACGACGGCAAGAAACCGGAGGCGGCGGCGGGGAAGAAGGACGACAAGAAGUGA